Suillus plorans is the source of this 1560-nucleotide messenger RNA. RefSeq names its product amino acid transporter. The record is from RefSeq and is a predicted model, not a curated record. NCBI's taxonomy places the organism in Eukaryota, Fungi, Basidiomycota, Agaricomycetes, Boletales, Suillaceae. The transcript has 14 exons. Gene Ontology annotation, molecular function: transmembrane transporter activity. The coding region runs from base 1 to 1560 and encodes 519 amino acids. Gene Ontology annotation, biological process: transmembrane transport. Gene Ontology annotation, cellular component: membrane.
AUGAACUUCAAAGAUCAAGUCAAUGUGGACGCUGUCGCCCGGGAUAGUCUGGAGAAGCUAGGCUACAAGCAGGAGAUGACACGGGUUUGUGCUUGUGCUUCGAUUUUGCUCAACGCCACGACUUACUCUCUGGUAGCAUUCGGUCUUACAUCACCUAUAGCGACGUCGCUCAUUGGAGGUGGUCCAGCAGUAAUGAUAUGGGGUUGGAUCCUGGUUUCAGUCCUGACCCAAACCCUUGCUCUUUCACUGGCGGAGAUAUGCUCUAAAUAUCCCACAUCAGCAGGGACAUACUACUGGUGUUAUCGACUUGCGUCCCCCCGCACGCGACUCCUUUCCUCCUGGAUCAAUGGCUGGUUGACAGUCGUUGGUGGUUGGACGGUUGAUUUGAGUGUCAAAUUCGCAACUGCUCAACUUGUUGUUGCCGGAGCUGGAAUAUAUUAUUCUGAAUGGGACGCGACAGCAUUGCAAACAUACAUGAUUUUCCUCGGCGUGACUGCUAUUGCUGGCAUAUUCUGCAUAUUCUUUAACAGGCUCCUACCAACCAUCGAUAUUAUUUGUGCUUGCUGGACGGGUUUAGGCAUCAUCGUUAUCUCGACAUGCUUGUUAGCCAAGGCUGCAGUAGGCCGCCAUCCAGCCUCUUUCGCGCUCGGGAACUUCGAUCCCUCGUUUUCAGGAUGGACGCCUGGGUGGUCGUUCUUCAUCGGUACAUUGCCGGAGCUGAAUCAUGUCUCAGCAUACACAUUCUCCAGUAUAGGAAUGAUCACAAAUAUGGCCGAAGAGGUUUAUAACCCUUCUGAAAUACUCCCGAAGGCCAUCACCUGGUCGGUACCCAUUGGCUCAUUGACUGGCGUAUUAUUCCUUCUGCCAAUCCUUUUCACACUCCCAGAUGUCAACACAUUGCUUCAAGUUUCUUCCGGUCAACCGAUUGGUGUCAUGUUUACUUUGAUCAUGGGCUCCAGGGCUGGUGGUUUCGGGCUGUGGUUCAUCAUAUUCGGUAUCGGUAUGUUUUGUUCAAUGUCCACGUCGUGUGCCGGUUCUCGUGCAACUUGGGCGUUCGCACGUGACAAAGCCAUUCCAUUUCAUCGGCGGUUCUCCAAAAUCGACCCUUCCCUUGGAGAUGUCCCUGUGAACGCGUAUGCACUCUCCACUGCGAUCCAAGUUCUCCUUGGACUCGUCUACCUCGGUUCCUCAGCUGCAUUCAACGCUUUUGCAGGAGUCGCUGUCAUGUGUCAUGGAGCAUCUUACGCGAUGCCCAUUGCCAUCUCGCUGAUGGACGCCCGGCGAGACAUGCAUGAUGCCCCAUUCAACCUUGGUGGCUUCGGUACUAUCAUCAAUGCAGUCGCAGUGCUGUGGAUCAUGUUUGUCACCGUGCUAUUCUCGAUGCCUGCUGUCAUCCCAGUAACGAGGUGGUCGAUGAAUUAUGCUUCGGUAGUGUUUGGGGGGUUCGGGGUGAUCAGUGCAGCGUGGUAUAUGAUCAACGGUCAGUUUUACUAUAGAGGACCUCCAAUCCAGGAAGAUUCAACUAGCUCGUCCGGAUCCUCGGACUCUGCUUUGCAUUGA